Lepidothrix coronata (blue-crowned manakin) is the source of this 6049-nucleotide messenger RNA. RefSeq names its product UBA domain containing 1 (gene UBAC1). The record is from RefSeq and is a predicted model, not a curated record. Gene Ontology annotation, molecular function: protein binding. The transcript has 10 exons. Bases 212 to 1438 code for a protein of 408 amino acids. Lineage: Eukaryota; Metazoa; Chordata; Aves; Passeriformes; Pipridae.
GGGAGCGCCGCCGUGUCCCCGGAGGGGCGGCGGGGCCCGGGCGGUGACACCGGCGGGGACACCGCGCUCGGGGCCGCCCGGGGCACGGACAGCGCCUCCGCCUGCGCCCCCGGACCGCCCCGGGGCUCCUUCAUGGGCGGGCGGCAGCGCGCCGCGCUGCCCCGGGCCUGGUGAGGCGCCGCCGGCGGCGGGAGCGGCGGCACCGGGGGAGAUGUACGUGCAGGAGGAGAAGAUCUUCGCGGGGAAGGUGCUGAGGGUCCAUGUGUGCACCAUGGAGGGCGCGGAGUGGCUGGAGGAGGUGCCCGAGGACACCACGGUGGAGAAGCUCAAGGAGCGGUGCCUGAAGCACUGUGUCCCUGGGAGCUUGGAGGAUCCCAAAACUGUGACACAUCACAAGCUGAUCCAUGCUACAUCUGAGAAGGUGCUGACAGACACAAAAACAGUGUUGGAGGAAAAUAUUCAAGACAGAGAUGUGUUGCUUUUGAUCAAGAAACGUGCACCACCUCCACUCCCCAAGAUGGCAGAUGUGUCUGCAGAGGAGAAGAGGAAGCAGGAGCAGAAGGCUCCUGACAAGGAUGCCAUUCUCAAAGCCACUGCCAACCUGCCCUCCCGCAGCGCCGACCGCACCGUGGCCCAUCACAGCAUGAGGGAUUUCCAGACAGAGCUCCGGAAGAUCUUGGUGUCUCUCAUAGAAGUUGCACAGAAAUUGUUAGCACUGAACCCAGAUGCAGUUGAACUAUUUAAGAAGGCAAAUGCCAUGCUGGAUGAGGAUGAGGAGGACAGAGUGGAUGAAAUAGCUCUGAGACAGCUCACAGAGAUGGGCUUCCCAGAGAGCAGAGCUGUCAAGGCCCUCCGGUUAAAUCACAUGUCGGUGACCCAGGCCAUGGAGUGGUUGAUAGAACACGCAGAUGACCCUUCAGUGGAUGCUCCCCUGCCAGGUCAGACUCCUGCAGAAGCCACAGCUGAAGCUGCUGCCUCCUCUGCUGAGGCAGCUGCGGGUCCCAGCUCGGAAGAGGGAGGGGAAGAGGCCAAGGAUGAGCUGACGGAAAUAUUCAAGAAGAUCCGGAGGAAAAGAGAGUUUCGUCCGGACCCGCGGGCUGUCAUUGCCCUGAUGGAGAUGGGAUUUGAUGAGAAGGAAGUGGUGGAUGCACUCAGAGUAAACAACAACCAGCAAAAUGCAGCUUGUGAGUGGCUGCUGGGAGACAGAAAACCUUCUCCAGAGGACUUAGAUAAGGGCAUUGACACCAACAGCCCUCUCUUCCAAGCCAUCUUAGAAAACCCAGUGGUACAGUUAGGGCUCACCAACCCUAAAACUCUACUAGCCUUUGAGGAUAUGCUUGAAAACCCCUUGAACAGCACCCAGUGGAUGAACGACCCCGAAACCGGGCCCGUGAUGUUACAGAUCUCCCGGAUCUUCCAGACGCUGAAUCGCACGUAGAGGGGGGUCCCAGUGCACCGUGCCACUUCCUCCUGCCCCUCACUCCAGGGAAGUUUGGGGAGGGGGCAGCUGGAAGGGGAAGGGAGGCGAGGGGGGAGAUCCUGAGGUGGGUCUCUCCCACGAGAGCUUUUGUAGUUACGGCCAACUGGAGUGAGUUGCCUUGUGGAUUUUAGUGUUAGUGGAAGAGGUUUGAAGACUUGUUUUUGUUUUCAGGUAUUAGGUUUAAAAUAAAGUAUAUCAGAAAAACAAAACAAACAAAAAAAAAACCACACAAAUAGGAAAAGGUUUUGUGCUAAAACACUUCAGAAUCUGAUUGUUGGAAAGAAACACGAUCCUGCUUGUUAAAAAGGCCUGUGACAGUAGUUUUCUAGCCAGCUUUGCUAGGACCUGGCUAGUGUUUACAAAAGGUCACUGACCACUGGCAUAGGAUAUUAAUCAUCUCCAUACAGUAUUAAUUUAUGGCUUGAUCAAAUUGCAAAACUGCUUUUUAAAAAAAAAAAAAAAUCGAUUUUAGGAAAUGUUUUUUUUUAAAAAGCCCCAAAUAUUGGGAGAGCAAGCACAUUUCUGUCCAAACUUGUUUAAUUUAAAACAGAAUCAUUCAGAGAUGGAAUUCUAAAUAAAUAGCAUUACUUUUUCCUAUUUAUUUGCUGCAUUAGUGUUGUUGCAGUCCCACAGGGGUUGUACUUGCAGGAGGUUCUCUGUCAGGUACCACAAAGGUGCAGCUUCUCUCUCGCCACAGAAUUCACCACACCAAGACUUGAAUUCCCACGUGGCUGCAGUUCCUGAGCUCGUAUCCCUCUUCCAUAUCCCAUUGCAAGGAGGGAUAUGUUCACAUAGUGGGGUUUUUUUAAUCCAUUUUUAUGUGCACAGUUUUGGAAAGGGACUUCUGUGGGGUUUUUAUUCUGUUUACAAAGAAGCAGCUGAUUUGCAUGGGGGGGGUUGUUGAUCUGUAAAGCAGCAGAACCACGUAGGUUUUUAUCUUGUUUAAGGCAUUUAAAGCACGCUUGAAAUUGUUAUCUUUGAGUUAGAAGUGGGGUUUCUUUAUGCUUAUUUUUACCAUGGCCAUACCAAGAAUGUCAGGCUGGGUCUUUCCUGUUUUGCCAGGAGACUGACUUGAGGUUUGAGACAGGAAUUCUGAGCUUUUAAGAGCAGAACUGUGAAUAUCCACGACUGGGAUUUUACAACUGGGCUCUGCAGGUGUCACUUUUUAACAGUCUGCUAAAAAAAUUGGGGUUUAUUUCCAACUUAAUGAAAUAUAAAUGGUAUCUGCCAUCAUCCCUGCCAUGUCCUGUGCUUCACAACCCCUUAGGAAAGGCAGGAUAGGCAAGUCCUGCCUCUCCAAACUGCAGAGCAACCAGGAGGAGACCCUGUGCUUAACCAGCCCAGAGGUGUCCUGUCAAUCCUGAGCAAAGUCACCUCUGGAAGUGUGGGAGGGUUUUUCUGUGCAGUUGGGGUUUGGUUGGUUUGUUGUUUUUUUUUUUUUUUUUAAAACAAAAACUCAACAAGAUGCAACCUGAAACCCUACAACAAGUUUUGGCCUGAGCUUGGCAUGUGUUCUGUGCUGUUCUGCAGUCGAGGCACUGAAGUUGCCAAUUUCUCAUCAUUAAUAUGAAGGGUGGGGAAAUCAAAACAGCCUGAGAUUUUAUCUUGACUUACUAUCCCAGGAUUUAUUAUUGGUUUGUUUUUUUUUUUUUGCAAUUUGUAAUUCCUUCUGAAGCUUUACAGUUGAGAUGACUGCUGAAAUAUUUACUUCUGCACUUAGAAAUUCCAAGCUUUAUAGAGAUGCUUCUUCUGUUCAAAUUGGACAGUAAAACCAUUUUUGUGGGCUCUUGCUAAGAAUAGACUGACAACGUGACAUUAAAUUAUAACCUUCUCCUGUAACUCAAGCCAGGAACCAGAUCCUGCACCCCAGUGAGCUCAGCACAGCUACUCACGAGUAGUUGUGACUGAAUGUUGUGGUGUUAUGAGAGGGCUUGAUUAUUUUUGUCCAUUUUUUGCUUAUCCCUGAAGCUUUUUUUCUUGUAAUAAUACCAGAAGACUGUUUUACUUGAAGCUCUUAAUGUUAGAGCCACACAUCCUUCUCUACCAAUCAGGAUUCUGGUUAAUAUUCCUUGUAAUGGGUGUUUUUAGAAGGGAAAGUUGGGAAAAACUACCCUGUAGUUUGGUGGGGGGUGUAUUUGGCUUUUGAGUGGACAAGGAGAGAUUCAGACUUAAGGAACUGUCUUGAGGAAUGUAAAGGCUUGGGAAAUGCUGGUUUUGAUUUCAGCAGCACAUGGUUGGACUGUGGAGUGGCUAUGGAGCUUCCAGGGAGAUAAAAGGGAUCUGAGCUGCCUCCCUUGGUCAGCCAGGACCCCUCAGUGCCACUGAACUGGUUAUAAAGUGUGGGCAAAAAGCUUCAGUAAAACAAAUUAUUCUUAUGUAAUAGAAGGUGAGAUUGCCCAGGUUCAGCAGCAGCAGUUACAGACUGUAGGGAUAAAGGAAUGCUGCACCUUUGGAAUGCUUGGAGGCUUGAGAAUCCAUGGUUAUUUCUGGGUUUGGUUGUUCCAGAGCUCCACACUUGCACAGCUGAGGUGUUGGAGAGUGUGUUCUUGUUUGGGGUGGCUUUAACAGGGCCCUGCUUGGCUUGGGGGAACUUGAGUUUGCAGUGACCAGAAGCUGAGAGAGAGCAGAAUUUAGGGGGUGUGGUGUUUGCAGCAAGGCACGGGAGUUGGUUUAAAACAACCCAAAACUACCCUUGAGGUUGAAGGAACACGUGAGGAAUUGCUCAAGACAUCUGUGGGUUGGGGGUGUGAAUUAGUCCAGGAGCUGUGUGUCCCCAUCACUCCAGGGGGUGGGAUUGCUGCUGCUUCACAGAGUUGAGUCCGUGGUGCUUGUAAAGGCUUUGAUUGGCCCAGUUUUUACAAAACCUGCAAAAACAAAGUAGAAUAUCACCAUUCCUGAGUGGGACUGUGUGAUCCCCAGGCACAAGGAAUGUGUGUGACAAGAGCUUUGCCUGGUGAUCAGUUGUCCUGUUCCCUGGUCUGUGAGAGAUCCCUAAACCCAGGGGAUAGUCUUGUUAAAUAAACCAGCUGGUUUUGUGAGGAACUCACAGUGAGGGUUUACAGGCUCAGGUCCUGUCCUUGCAUAUCUGGUGUUCAAGUUCUAACCAGCAGGGACAUGUCACAGUUAAGUUUCUCAUGACAUGGUCUAAGGAAUAUUUGGAGGCCUGUGAGCUGGAGCAGGGAGGAGAUGGGGUGGUAGGUGACUAAUUGUGUUUCUUGCAGUAUUUCCCCACUGACAGAGACAAUCUUGUACCUUUUGCUGUGACAGGACUCUUGCAAGCCAACCAGCUAUUUAUUGAACUAUAUCUAACUUAUAAUUUUGUCAUCAGAACACUGAUAUUUUUAAUAGAAAUGUACUAUAUGGAAGUUUGUUCUCAGGGCUUCGUAUUUAUACUCUUUUUAGGGGGGAUGCAUUUAAAGGGAUGUAUUUGGAAAAAAGGCCAGUGGCUACUUCAGCUUGGACCUUGAUUGUCCUGACCUGUGAGCCCGAGCUUGUGUAACUCCUGCUAAACCCUAGUCCCUGGUCCAGUCCAAAGAAUCUGCCAUUCCUUCUCUCCCUGUGAGCAGUGGCAUGAGUCUUCCUUUAGGAUUGCUGCAUCACUCCCUGGCCAUGGUCACACAGGGUAACCCAGCUGCUUCCCGGCUCGCUGGUCUUUGCUCCAUUUCAAGGACGUUUCUGUUCUCCAUGCAGCUGGAAAAUUGCCUUGCAUGGUUCCUAAAGCAGCCAGCAGUGCAUUCCUCCUCUGGAAAGGUGUGAGGUUCCCUCCUGCACAAGCUCCAAGACCUCCAGCUCGUGGCUUUUCUUGGCUCCUCUCAGCCUCUCACAGAUGUGACCCAAACCUUGACACCCCCCCCAUUUCUUUCCUCACUCUCCUGGAACCAAACUUGUCUUUUGGAGAUUGAUCUUCAUAUCCAAGCAACACUUUAGUGGUUAUUGAAAUCAUUUUUUUUUUUUAGUUAGGACUGUUAUAAUUAAUUUUUUUAGGCAUUGUGAUUCAUGGGCUGAGGAUCUUUUAAUAUAUUUUGGAAGUUGUUGAAAUCAGCAUCGCACCAAACGAAUGUACAGUGACACUGUCAGCAAAUCUUGCCUGUAGAAGGGACACAGAGGUUACCUGUGAUCUCUGCUCCAGGGGCAAUUUUCCCAAAGUCUUGUGCACAGGAUAAUGAGUGUUUCAUCCAAAGUAACCGCCCUGUUUUUCUACUUUUAAUAAUAAAUAACAUUUUUAUUAACUCGCAGAAUAGCGGCGCUUCCAGCUGGUAUUUCCAUCCGACCGUAAGUCCCUGAGCUUUGAGGUUUGGGAUGCUCCUGUAUCCUCCUCUCUGGGACAGUUACUCCUCGGAGAGAUUUGUGCUGGCUGGUGUAGGGCAGUGGGUGCAACCCCCACCUCCCUGCAGAGGAAAUUAUGUCCACGUGAAUGUGCUCUCAUGGUGGUUGUUCUCACCUCCAUCCCGACAUCUGGGUGUAGCAAAAGGGGUUUUUUUUCAGGACCUCUUGCCCUAGAUUUGAAGAUCUUCAAUGCAGAUCCUGUUUGCAGCAUGUGAACUUCAAUAAAUGUAAAUGCAUUAAAUU